AUGGAGAGGCCAGCCGCAUCGGGCGCGGCAUCGGGCGUGCAGGUCCACUACGACUCACAGGCGCACAAGCACACGAACUUGCGCGACGCCCUCGCGGCCCGUCGGGCGGGCGUGCUCUUCACUUACAAGCGCUACGCGAACUCCAUCAAGCGGCAGCUCAUCCAGUCCCACGCGCGGGACGCGCGGCUCCUGAUCGACAUUGGAUGUGGCCGGGGCGGGGACAUCGCCAAAUGGCGUGAUGCUCGCGUCCAUCACGUCGUCGCGAUGGACCUCUCGGCCGCGCAGCUCGACGAGGCGCGCAGCCGCGAGACGGACGGCCGGGGCGGGGAUGCCGUGCUGACCGCCCUCGGCGGGUCCAGCUCGGUCACGCUGCAGGUGCCCUUCGUGCUGCGGCUCAGGCUGCUGGAGGAGGCGGCAGCCGGCCGCGGCGAGGGCGGCGAGGGGUUGGGCGAGUCCGACGAGUUUGGCCGCGCUCUCUUCUUCUCCCUCGAGGACACGGCGUCGCGACUGGACUCGUCACUCGCGUUCGCGCUCGCGCUCGCCGCCGCGCCGCUCGCCGCCGCGCGAGCGCGGACCGAAGAUCGGAUGACGGGCGACGCGGCCGGUGAACGUGCGUCUCACAGACCGUUCUGCGGCUGGGAAUAA
Emiliania huxleyi CCMP1516 is the source of this 645-nucleotide messenger RNA. RefSeq lists its product as hypothetical. Gene Ontology annotation, cellular component: nucleus. NCBI's taxonomy places the organism in Eukaryota, Haptophyta, Isochrysidales, Noelaerhabdaceae. The transcript has 6 exons. The coding region runs from base 1 to 645 and encodes 214 amino acids. The record is from RefSeq and is a predicted model, not a curated record. Gene Ontology annotation, biological process: 7-methylguanosine mRNA capping. Gene Ontology annotation, molecular function: mRNA 5'-cap (guanine-N7-)-methyltransferase activity.